This is a messenger RNA of Rhipicephalus sanguineus (brown dog tick), 2121 nucleotides long. RefSeq lists its product as uncharacterized. The transcript has a single exon. Lineage: Eukaryota; Metazoa; Arthropoda; Arachnida; Ixodida; Ixodidae. The record is from RefSeq and is a predicted model, not a curated record. The coding region runs from base 1 to 2121 and encodes 706 amino acids.
AUGCUUCACAGCGGCAGCCAGCGUUCAUUCAUCCGCACCGACGUGGCCAAGAGAUUGCAGUGUAAAGUCAUUGGCACGGAAGAGCUCUCACUGGUAACGUUUGGAAAUGCCAAGCCACGGAAUCAUUUACGUUGUCGACGCGUCUCUGUCACGCUGCGUGGACGAUUUAACGGCAGCACCGUCACAUUGGAAGCACUGGAAGUCCCCGAAGUGUGCACCGUGACAAGUCCACCGCUGAACAUUGAAGUGCUCGAGCUGUUGAGCGCCCGGAGGUAUGAUGCUGCGGACAUGUUUGACCCGGAAACUUGGCGCCCAGAGGACGUCAGCAUAUUAAUUGGCUCGGACGCUUAUUGGAAGGUCGCCACUGGAAAGAUUGAUCGCCUCAACGAGCAACUCACUGCCGUGGAAACGUCGUUCGGGUGGACUGUGCAGGGCAGUAGCUCGCACUACGAAGCUACAGCAACUAGUGCCCUUUUCUUAUCGGCUGGUGGUUCUCAUCAAGAGUGCAAUGAAUCGGCUAUGUGGCGCCUCGACACUAUUGGUAGUGAGAACCGGUGGUCAAGUACGGUAAAAGACAACCCUGACCUCGACAUAUUUGAGCACUGUCUGAGCAAGCAAGCUGGUCGUUACCAAGUGCCCCUGAUGAUGCAGGAGCCUGGCAUUCCGGCCGGUAGUGACAACAGACAGCUUGCAGCAUGUCGACUAAAUAUGCAGCUGAACAGAUUCAGGGAACAGCCCGACCUGCUGAAACAGUACGACGAAGCCAUCACUGCUUAUUUCAAGGAUGGUCAUGCCGAAAGAGUUGAUCAAGAGCAAAUUCCAGGCCCUAACAUUUAUUACAUGCCGCAUCAUGCUGUCAUCCGUCGCGAUGCAGUGACCACCAAGCUCCGGGUGGUUUUUGACGCGUCGUCUCAUGUCGUCGGAAAACCGUGCCUGAAUGACGUUUUAUCGAAAGGGGUGAAGCUUGGUGUUGACAUCGUGCAACUAUUGCUGUCCUUUCGUUGCUACCCAGUGAUUCUUGUGGCAGACAUCAAGAAAGCCUAUCUGCAAAUGCUCAUUCGUCCAGAAGACCGCGAUUUGCUACGCUUUCUAUGGGUUCAGCAACUGCCAACCAAGGAAGAGCCCAGCCCACCCAUUGUCGCAUGGCGGAUGACUAGGGUCCCUUUCGGAGCAGCAUCAAGUCCCUUUCUGCUUGCCGCCACGAUUCGCCAUCAUUUAGCGUCGUGUCGGGAAAAAUUUCCUGUGACAGUGUCCCUCCUGGAGAAGGCGUUUUAUGUGGAUGACCUCAUCCUUGGGGUGUCCACGGCGGAACAAGCCAUGACUGUAUACCAGGAAACACGCGCCAUAUUCGCUGACGCCUGCAUGGAGUUACGGAAAUGGGCAUCGAACUCCGACCUGCUAAAGCAACAGUUUAUCCAAGAUAACGUGGCCAUUGAGACUGAAGCAGGAGAUGACCAUCUCGUGAAGGUUUUGGGCCUGCCGUGGGAGCGUAAAGGCGAUACCAUCGCAUUGACAGUGCGCAACGCAGCCUCCUUCGCCGCAAACAGACCGGCCACCAAGCGCACGAUCCUUCAAACCGUAGCCAGCGUUUACGAUCCGCUUGGUUAUCUCUCCCCAUUCACCGUGAAAGGAAAGCUAAUUUUCCAGGACCUGUGGAAGCGGAAGCACUCCUGGGAUGACACGCUGCCAGAUGAAGUACAAGCUGCAUGGAACGCGUGGUGCACCGAGUUGCCAGAUGUCCAGGCACAGGUUCCUCGCUACGUGUUUCUGCACGACUGCAGCGUAGAGCUGGCAUUUGAACUGCUCAUAUUUAAUGAUGCCAGUCCUAAGGCUUAUGGUGCGUGUAUCUACGUUCGGGCGCUUUCUGCCGACGGGGCAUGCGUCACACGAUUGCUCAUCAGCCGAAGUCGCGUCGCUCCGCUCAAGACGAUGUCCCUGCCUCGACUGGAGCUGAUGGCCUGCGUUAGUGGAGCACGGCUAGCGGAGUACGUAUGGUCCGUGCCACGUCUCCAGCAGGCAUCCGCUCAUUUUUGGACCGACUCUCUCGUCGCUCUUCACUGGAUCCGAGCAAAAACAAGAAAUCGAUCUUUUCAUCAGCAAUCGUGUGGCCGAGAUAUCUAA